AUGCCCCCCGUCGACACCGCCCGCUACAUCGGCGCCGGAGUGAGGGUGCUUCUCGAGGACGGCCGGGUGCUCGACGGCACCCUCACCGUGAUCGACCCCUUCGGCAACUUGUUGCUCAACGACGUGUGGGAGACGCUGGCGGACAAGCUCAACCCCAGCCUCACCCACCGCCGCGACAUUGGUCUUGUGAGCGUGCCUCGGGCCACUGUGCGGCAAGUCGGGGUUACUCCCGCCACCUACGCCCAGAUCCACCCGCCCCUGGCCUAG
This is a messenger RNA of Diutina rugosa, 267 nucleotides long. RefSeq lists its product as uncharacterized. The record is from RefSeq and is a predicted model, not a curated record. The transcript has a single exon. NCBI's taxonomy places the organism in Eukaryota, Fungi, Ascomycota, Pichiomycetes, Serinales, Debaryomycetaceae. The coding region runs from base 1 to 267 and encodes 88 amino acids.